CUGCGCCGAGUCCGCUCCGCCCCGCCCCGCCAGGUGCUCUCCACCCCCAGCCUGGGCUCCACCGUCCCUAACUUCUCAGCGUCCGCCAUUCUCAGUAGCGACCCCCGGGCGCCUGGUUCUGUGGAGCCCUAAGUCGGGGAUAGAGUCGCCGAGUGUCGCGGGGCGUCCAGGGGCGUGUUGGGAGCCGACUAAGGCGUCGUACGCGACAAAAUCCCGAAAAGGGGAGCUUCCUGGGAGCCGGGCGCCUCGCGGUCUGCCCCCCACACCCCUGCGGGCGCAGCCGCACCUGAGCUCGCGGGCCUCCAGAGCGCGUGCGCGUCCGAGGGCUUCCCGCACCUGCUGGUGAGAAUCCCCCAAACGGUCGGUGGCUCGAGGCCUGGCGCGCGGCGCGGACAGCAGGUCAUGGCGCAGCUGUGUGGGCAGCGGCGGGGCCGGGUGCUCCUCGCCCUCUUAGCUUCGCUGCUCCUCUCCGGGGCCGAGGCGGCCGACAGAGACCUGGACUUUCACGAGUCUUGUGGAGUUUCGAAGGUAGUGGGGAAAUGCCGGGCUUCCAUCCCCAGGUGGUGGUACAAUGUCACUGAUGGGUCCUGCCAGCUAUUUGUGUAUGGAGGCUGUGAAGGAAAUGGCAAUAACUACCAGAGCAAGGAGGAAUGUCUUGCGAAGUGUGCUGGUGUCACUGAGAACACCAUUGAUGGUCUGACCAGGAACAGAAAUGGAGCUGACUCUUCCGUCCUGAGUGCUCCCAGAAAGCAGGAUUCUGAGAACCUCUCUGACGAGAUCUUCAACUUUGAAGAAUAUUGUGUCCCGAAGGCUGUCACUGGGCCUUGCCGUGCAGCCUUCCCUCGCUGGUACUAUAACGUUGAGAAGAAUUCCUGUGAAAGCUUCAUCUAUGGCGGGUGCCGGGGCAACAAGAACAGCUACCUCUCCCAGGAGGCGUGCAUGCAGCGCUGCUCUGGCAAACAGAUGUACCCUGUUCUGACCUCUGGGACAAAAGCGGUGGUCCUGGUGGGGCUGUUCCUGAUGGCCCUGAUCCUCCUCCUGGGAGCCUCUGUGGUCUGCCUGAUCCGUAUGGCACGCAAGAAGCAGGAGCGUGCUCUCCGUACCGUCUGGAGCACUGGGGAUGACAAGGAACAGCUGGUGAAGAACACCUAUGUCUUGUAAAGGCCCCGACUCUGGGAGAACAGACAUGCCUUUGGAAAUUAGAGCAACUGCUUGAAUCUGUGAAAUCAUUAGGGAAUUUUGUCUUUGUUUCCCCAUGGCAGGGAGGGCAGGGAGGCAUUUCUCAGUCCUGUGGCUACUUAGAUCCCCUGACUUCUGACCUCUCAGUAGCUCCCUCUGCCUCUCCACCCAUUACCUCCUUUAGCAUCACUAAUAGUUCUGUCUGGUAGCUUUCUUUGUUUGUUUGAUUUAUGUGGUUUUUUUAAGUAGAUUAAGUUUUUUUAAAAAUUGGGAUUCUGAAAGGAAAAAAAUGUAUGUUUAAUAAAAUGGGCCUUUUAAAAUACAA
Messenger RNA from Microtus ochrogaster (prairie vole), 1504 nucleotides. RefSeq names its product serine peptidase inhibitor, Kunitz type 2 (gene Spint2). The record is from RefSeq and is a predicted model, not a curated record. Gene Ontology annotation, molecular function: serine-type endopeptidase inhibitor activity. Lineage: Eukaryota; Metazoa; Chordata; Mammalia; Rodentia; Cricetidae.